UCAGUAUCCCACAAGAAAAAUGUCUGCUUUGCAAGUAUCCGAGAUUUAGUUAUUUAGUUAAAAUAUUUGCCGUAGUAAGUGUAAAUUUACAUCACUAGAGAUAUAAGCCUAAACGAAAAUGGAAUACACAAUUUGUACAGAUAAUAAAGAAGUUGGUGAUCAAAUAUCGACUUUUUGAUGUGAAUCUCACAGACUUUAGUGGAAUAAAUGUGGUUUGUGUCAUUAAAAGUUGAGUGAUAGUGACAGCAUCCAGGAUGUCUGAUGAGGAGGACUCUUCGCCGGAUAGGGCUUUAGUGCCCACCAACAAUGUACCAGUGUUGGGCAUCAAACGCCUCAAGCAGAUUGAGACGAUGUUCGUCUCGCGGCGGUUACAAGGACCUCGCAGUAAUGGCUUCAGUGCAGAGACCCUGUUGGAUAUGCUGCUUGUACUCUACGAUGAAUGCUGUAACAGCAGUCUGCGGAGGGAGAAAGCUGUUGCUGACUUCAUACAGUAUGUAAAACCUGUGGCUACGGCUCUCAAGCGAUUAAGGUUGUCAAGAGACGACUUUGAAUUAGUCAAAGUGAUUGGCAGAGGCGCUUUUGGAGAAGUUUGCGUUGUGCGGGCCUCAUUUAUGCAGGGCACCGACGGCGGGGGCAACAUGGCGGCGGCUACAGGCGGCACCGUGUCCUCCACGACCGGCGAGAGAGUAUACGCAAUGAAGAUAUUAAAUAAGUGGGAAAUGUUGAAACGAGCUGAAACUGCGUGCUUCCAAGAAGAGAGAGAUGUUCUAGUCUUCGGAGAUAGAAGAUGGAUAACGAAUUUACAUUACGCCUUCCAAGAUGAACACAAUUUGUACCUGGUGAUGGACUACUACUGCGGCGGGGACCUGCUGACGCUGCUGUCCAAGUUCGAGGACAGGCUGCCGGAGGACAUGGCGCGCUUCUACAUCGCGGAGAUGGUCCUCGCGGUGCAGAGUGUCCACGAACUUAGAUAUGUACACAGAGACAUAAAGCCAGACAAUGUUCUACUAGACGCAAGCGGACACAUCAGACUGGCUGACUUCGGCUCCUGUCUCAGGCUGGGGGAUGAUGGAAAGGUACAAAGUAAUGUGGCAGUGGGAACGCCGGAUUACAUAUCGCCAGAGAUAUUAAGAGCAAUGGAAGAUGGCCAAGGGCGUUAUGGACCGGAAUGUGAUUGGUGGUCGUUAGGUGUGUGUAUGUACGAGAUGUUGUUCGGUGAGACGCCGUUUUACGCGGAGUCGUUAGUGGAGACCUACGGCAAGAUAAUGAACCACGAAAAUGAACAUAAUUAUCUAAGUAUGUGUUUGGAAAAUUUACAGGUGUCCGAAGAAGCUAAAGAUUUAAUCCGACGUUUGAUUUGUUCGUCAGAAAAUAGGCUGGGAAAGAACGGGUUGCAAGAUUUUAAGAGCCACCCCUGGUUUUCUGGUCUGGAGUGGGACAGUUUGCGAGAGAUGCAGGCUCCCUUCGUGCCCGACGUGUCCAGUCCCACCGACACCUCCAACUUCGAUGUCGAUGAUACUGAUAUAAGGUUAUCGGAGGCGGUGCCCCCUCCCCCGCCCUCCCAGGCGCCGUCUAACGCGGGUGAUCGCGCUGCGAUAAAGGCGUUAGAAAGAGAGAACGCAUUGUUAGCUCAGACUAUAGCAGAGCUGAGAGCGGGCGGGACAGGCCUGGAUGCAGCCAGUGAAGAAUUGCUCCAACUGAAAGAAGAAAUAGCGACAUUAUCCAAGAGGAAUAGCGAUUUAGAAGCACAACUGAGAUGUCAAGAACUCACCGCUGGUGUUACUGUUACGGAUUCAAGUUCCCCACAAGAUGUACCGACGCGUACGAGAGAAUUGGAAUUAUUAGUUGCUUCAUUAAAUUCGGAGAAAGAAGAAUUACUGAAGGAUAAGACUGAUGCUUUAGAAAAAUUGAGAUUGCAGGACAAGGAGUUGAAGGACGCGCUGUCGCAAUGCAAAUUAGCGAUGGCGGAGUACAAUGAGGUGUCUGAACGUCUAGCUGAACUUCGCCAACAGAAGCAGAAGCUGUCGCGACAGGUGCGGGACAAAGAGGAAGAGCUGGAGGUGGCCAUGCAGAAGAUAGACCUUCUGCGUCAGGAUAUCAGGCGCAGUGACAAGGGACGCAGGGAGCUAGAAGCCAGGCUUGACGCCGCGAUAGCAGAAGCCGCAAAGGAGCGCAAGUUGCGUGAGGAGACGCUGAGGUCGCAGCGGGAAGGCAUGGCGGCUGCCACCGGGCCCGCGGCCGACGUGGCCCGACUGCAAGCUGAUGUUGAAGCUUUAGAGUUGCAGUACAAGGAGUCCCUGGCGCAGCAACAAGCGCGGUACAGCGCGGAGCUAGCGGCGCUGCGCGACCAGCUGCAGGAGGGAGACGCCGUCAGGAACGUGCUCAAUAGAGAGUUACAAACAUCUAAAGAGAAGCUGGAGAGCCGGCGGCUGGAGCAGCUCUCCGACAGCGAGGACAAGCAGAUGCUCAUCAACGACAACAGGAAGCUGGCCAAAGACCUGGAUGCUAUGGCAGAGAACGGCAGAAGAUGGCAGACGGAGAGGAGACAAAUGGAGAUGGAAUUGGAGGAGUUACGAGCGAAGAGAGACACGAUGCAGCAUUGGGAGACGCAGAUAGCGGAUAUAAUCCGCUGGGUAGCGGACGAGAAGGAGGCUCGCGGCUAUCUGCAGGCGCUCGCCACUAAGAUGACUGAGGAACUGGAUUAUUUAAAACAUGGUGAGACGCUGCAGUCGUCGCUGCACUCCGAGAUACAGGCCAAGCAGGCGGUGGGCGAGGAGCUCAGCAGGACCAGGGCGGAGCUGCUCGCCAGCCAGAGGGAGCUGAUGGAAACACGGCAGCGCCUGGAGACCCUGGCGCACGACAUGAAGCGCAAAGAACAGCACAUCCGCGACAUUCAGGCCAAGCUGGACACGCCCGCGCAGCCCGGCAACUCAUUUUUGGAUCGGCCACCGUCUCAAAUGAGUUAUUUGGAUCAGUUCCUAAAAGACGCACCUACGGAGAGGCAUUACGAUAAUGUAGCCUCUAUGAACAACGAACAGAAGAUGUCGCCGCAAUACCGAUACAGAAAUGCUCAGCAUUGUUGCAAUGUAAAGUUGAUGUACGGAUCACAACAGUCGACGGCUCUGAGCGGCUCAGCGGAGUCUCCAGAUGAUCCGUCGCUAGGUCCUGGCGGCAAGCAGAAGAUCCAUCAGUUCCUCGUGCGAACAUUCAGCAGCCCCACCAAAUGUAACCACUGCACAUCGCUCAUGAUCGGUCUGACGCGGCAAGGCGUGGUGUGCGAGACGUGCGGGCUGGCGGUGCACACGCGCUGCUGCGGGCGCGUGGCCGCGCGCUGCCCGCUGCCGCCCGAGCGCAGCCGCCGCCCGCUCGGCAUCGACCCCGCGCGUGGACAGGGCACCGCCUGCUAGGGAUACGUCAAGGUACCAAAGCCGGGCGGAGUAAAGAAAGGUUGGAUGCGGCAGUUUGUUGUUGUUUGCGACUUCAAAUUAUUCCUCUACGAUAUAUCUCAAGAUAGGAACGCGUUGCCGUCAGUUUGUGUCAGUCAAGUACUGGACAUGCGGGACCCGGAGUUCAGCGUGACGUCAGUGAAGGACUCUGACGUCAUACACGCCAGCAAACGAGAUAUACCGUGCAUAUUUAGGAUAUCAACGUCUCAACUGGAAGGCGGCAAGAGAUACCAUACUCUGAUGUUGGCGGAGUCCGAGUCCGAGAAGACCAAGUGGGUGGUCGCGUUGAGUGAAUUGCAUAGGAUAUUGAAAAGGAACAAUCUGCCUGAUAAAUGUGUAACUAUAAACGACACUCACUUGUUGAUAUUCACCUCGUCGCACAUCGAUAUCUACGAGAUUGAGUCCGGCGAGUGGGUACAAACUCUAAAUCUACCGAACUCCCGUCCGUUGGACGAGUGCGGGUACAUAGUGUGUGUUGGCGGCGCAGGAAGUAACGGAUUCCCAUUCUCUUCGGAUUCUGCGCCUUUUAUUGUCUAUUUAAGACCGCUGUUUACUGCGGAGGGUCCAUUAAAUCUGGAGACGACGUCGUGGGGCAGCAACAAGCGAAGGUUCUCAGUGCGGGAACAAUCUCAUCAAGCCAUUGAGGCGCAUAACAGAUUGUCAGAGCGCCGUUCUCGUCUUAUCUCAGCGCCUACGAACUUCGCGCACGUGUCACACAUGGGCCCCGGAGACGGCAUCCGCUCGCAGCGCUUAUUGGACCUGCCCACCACACUAGAGACUGCCGAUGACCACCACCAACAGUUGUACGGCAGUCGGGAUAGCAGCAAACGGACCUCGCCGCUAACAAUAUCGCAUGGCACCGGAUCUUAUAACGGGUCAUGGCGACGUCGUGACACGACUGACGGCGCCGGGGAUACGAUGACGAGGGCUAUGGACAGGUCUAUCGGCGGCGGGUCGCAGGGCAGUGGCUCCCUGUUGGAGCGCUCCAUCACCCCGCUCAGUCUGGGCAGCAUGAGCUCGCUGCACGACGUGCUGAAGGUGGGCACCGACAUGGGCGAGACCCUGCACUCUGAGGACAGCAGUUGCGGCGCUUCGCCCCCGCACCCUAUGGACCCUUGAUGAAAUCAGUUGGACGCCUACUGGGGGAUAGAUAUGUCUCGGUUCUACGCAUGUUUCUGUUGAAACCUCGUAAUGUAUG
Papilio polytes (common Mormon) is the source of this 4644-nucleotide messenger RNA. It is a transcript of the gene gek, whose product is annotated as serine/threonine-protein kinase Genghis Khan. Gene Ontology annotation, molecular function: protein serine/threonine kinase activity; ATP binding. The record is from RefSeq and is a predicted model, not a curated record. The transcript has 43 exons. Lineage: Eukaryota; Metazoa; Arthropoda; Insecta; Lepidoptera; Papilionidae. Gene Ontology annotation, cellular component: cytoskeleton; cytoplasm. Gene Ontology annotation, biological process: peptidyl-threonine phosphorylation; actomyosin structure organization.